This is a messenger RNA of Lynx canadensis (Canada lynx), 767 nucleotides long. It is a transcript of the gene ANG, whose product is annotated as angiogenin. The coding region runs from base 156 to 596 and encodes 146 amino acids. Gene Ontology annotation, molecular function: RNA nuclease activity; nucleic acid binding. Lineage: Eukaryota; Metazoa; Chordata; Mammalia; Carnivora; Felidae. The transcript has 3 exons. The record is from RefSeq and is a predicted model, not a curated record. Gene Ontology annotation, biological process: defense response to Gram-positive bacterium; antibacterial humoral response; innate immune response.
AAGCCGGUGAGAAAAACCUCUCUUUCCGCCGCCCUGCGAGUUUCUGCAGCCUUGCUCCGAGGCCGAGAACAAUCGUGUGGAUCAGGGACACGCCUGUCCCUUCCUUUCCAGAGACUUCAGUAACCUUGAGGCACCAGGAGCCCCUGUUGGAAGAGAUGGUGAUGGGCCAGGGCCCCCUGUUGUUGGUCUUCAUGCUGGGUCUGGGUCUGACCCCGCCAACCCUGGCUCAGGAUGACUCCAGGUACAAACACUUCCUGACCCAGCACUAUGACGCCAAACCAAAGGGCCGGAAUGACAGAUACUGUGAAAGCAUGAUGGAGAGACGAGGCCUGACCACACCCUGCAAAGACACCAACACCUUUAUUCAUGGCAACAAGGGCAGCAUCAAGGCCAUCUGUGGAAAUAAGAAUGGAAACCCUUACGGAGAAGCUUUAAGACUAAGCAAGUCUCCUUUCCAGAUCACCACCUGCAGGCACGUAGGAGGGUCUCCCCGGCCUCCCUGCCGGUACAGAGCUACACCAGGCUUCAGACACAUUGCUGUUGCCUGUGAAAAUGGCCUGCCUGUCCACUUUGAUGAGUCCUUUUUCCGUCCAUAACCAGCAGGCCACAGCUGGCUCUGCUCCCCUUUCCUUGCAUUUCCCUCCACACCCCAGAACAGUGGUGGCAACAUUCAUUGCCGGGGGCCCGGAGAAUGACCUGCCUGGAUCUCUUGCUUUCCUUUUUACAACAUGCUUAAGAAAUAAAAAUGACUCUGAAAUCAGUAAGAA